This is a messenger RNA of Cyphellophora europaea CBS 101466, 1548 nucleotides long. RefSeq lists its product as uncharacterized. NCBI's taxonomy places the organism in Eukaryota, Fungi, Ascomycota, Eurotiomycetes, Chaetothyriales, Cyphellophoraceae. The record is from RefSeq and is a predicted model, not a curated record. The coding region runs from base 1 to 1548 and encodes 515 amino acids. The transcript has a single exon. Gene Ontology annotation, molecular function: oxidoreductase activity.
AUGGGCGAAAAGCAGAUUUCAGUCGAGGAGAUCUCUUCCCACAACACACAGGAGGAUUGCUGGAUAGUGGUGGACGGCGUUGUAUGGGACAUCACAGGUUUCGCCCCCGAGCACCCCGGUGGUCCUGCCAUAAUAUACAAGUACGCCGGCCGUGAUGCCUCAACAGCGUACAACGAGAUCCAUGCCCCGAGCAUCAUCAAGAACGGCUUGCCAGCCUCCGCCCGAAAAGGCGUUCUCGAUUCCUCGACGAUCACAGCAGAGUGGAACAAGUCGUUAGAAUCCUCAGCUCCUAAAGCCACAUCGCAGUCCUCCUCGAAAUCUGAAAAGCCACCACUAUCCGGCAUUAUCAACCUCCACGAUUUUGAGCUCGCAGCCCAAACUACCGCUACACCAAAGACGUGGGCCUUCUACUCUUCUGCCGCCGACAGCCUCAUCACCAAAGACCUCAAUGCAUCUCUAUUCCCACGCAUCCUCCUACGACCGCGCGUCAUGCGUCGUGUGGACAAGAUCAACACCGCAACGCGCGCCCCCUUCCCGGGAAUCGACUUCACCUCUUCUUUCCCACUCUUCAUCUCCCCCGCCGCCAUGGCCCGCCUGAUCCAUCCAGACGGCGAGCUUGCCAUCGCGCGCGCCUGCCUCUCGCGCAACCUCAUCCAAUCCAUCUCCAACAACGCCUCCUAUUCGGCAGACGACAUCGUCUCCCAGCCCGUGGUAGCCAACCAACCCUUCAUCUUCCAGCUCUACGUCAACCGCGUCCGCCACGAGUCCGAGAAGCUCCUCACCCGGAUCCUCUCGCACAAGAACGUCAAGGGCAUCAUGGUCACCACCGACGCCGCCGCGGCCGGCAAGCGCGAGGCCGACGAGCGCGUCAAGGCCGACGAAUCCAUCCAGAACCCCAUGAUGACGGCCGGCGCCAAGAACGACAACAAAGGCGGCGGCUACGGCCGACUGAUGGGCAACUUCAUCGACCCCAAUCUGAACUGGGAAGACAUUGUCUGGCUAAGACGAAACCUCCGCGGCCUACCCCUCUGGCUGAAGGGCAUCAUGUCCGCCGACGACGUGGCCCUCGCGCUCCAACACGGCCUCGACGGCGUGGUGCUCUCCAACCACGGCGGGAGGAACCUCGACACCAGCCCGCCCGCCAUGCUGGUCCUGCUGGAGAUCCACGCCCGCUUUCCCGAGAUCAUCCGCUUGCACCACCCCAGCAGCGCGAGCGUCAAGGCCGGACGCACGAAGCCCUUCUCGAUCCUGGUCGACGGCGGCGUGCGUCGCGGCACCGAUAUACUCAAGGCUGUGUGUCUGGGCGCCACGGCGGUGGGGGUCGGGAGGCCGGCCCUCUUCGCGACGGGCUACGGCCAGGAGGGCGUCGAGCAUAUGAUUGAUAUCCUGAAGGAUGAGUUUGAGGUCGCGAUGCGCAAUUCGGGCAUCACGAGCGUGGACGAGUGUGGGCCCGAGUAUGUCAAUACGGGGGAUAUCGAUGCUUUGGUGUGUAAGAACACGGGCCAUCCUUAUGCGGUGGGUUGGGGGCAGGUCAAGAGCAAGCUGUAG